Messenger RNA from Didymosphaeria variabile, 2037 nucleotides. RefSeq lists its product as uncharacterized. Lineage: Eukaryota; Fungi; Ascomycota; Dothideomycetes; Pleosporales; Didymosphaeriaceae. The coding region runs from base 1 to 2037 and encodes 678 amino acids. The record is from RefSeq and is a predicted model, not a curated record. Gene Ontology annotation, molecular function: protein kinase activity; ATP binding. Gene Ontology annotation, biological process: protein phosphorylation. The transcript is spliced from 3 exons.
AUGGAAGAUCCCGUGAUGCAGUCCGCCGAAGCGGACCUGUCAGGAGCACUGUCUCGUUACCGACUCCGGCGACACCAACGCUAUGCUUGUGUGCAUGUGCUGCUAUUAUCCUGGAAGGACAGUGACAUAAAGGAGAUAGCCGAUGAACUUAGUGAGCUUGGCAGCAUCUUUCGGGAGCAAUUCAAUUACCUAGUCUGGCCAUACCACAUUCCAUCGCAGAAGCCACAAGAGGAACUCCAGGUACACGUCUCCCAGUUUAUCUCUCGCUAUGCCGAUGAAGAGAACUUGAUUGUCGUGUUUUACAGUGGCCAUGGUGGUCGAGCGGCCAAUUCGGAGGACGCAGCAUGCAUAUGGGCAGCGGACCAGAUGACUCCGUCAGGACAGGAUUCAAGGUGGCCAUCAUUCACCAAAGUUCUAUGUCAAGAACUGAGGGCGAUGCUGAGAGAAUAUGGCUCCGCAACAUUACCUGGCUUGCAACGGAGAAUGCUGAGAAAAGAAGCGGGAGCCACUAAGCAGCCGUUCUACUUUCCAUAUUCCUCCGAUGAUUCUGUAGGGGUCAUACGUCUUCAGCCAUGGAGGCCGCUUGAAGGGAGCAGCGCAUCGGAGAUUCCCCUUCCACCUUUGGAGCAUGCAGCAUCCCUCUACCUGCGCUUGUUCCUAAUCAAGCAACCAAAACCUUCGGAGAGAGAGUCCCUUCUGAGGUGGUUGACUCGUGGCUCCCCAUCCAUUAUCCAUGACAUCGAAGUCAUAGAACGAACAAUCACAGAAGCGACCGAGGUUGGGAGCUUGAGCAGCGAGAUACUACAGCCAAAGCCCGGACUACAACAAAGCGUUCUGCCUUGGCUAUCGCAAAAAGCCCAAGUAGAGGCCGGGAAGCUGUUCAGCUCCCUGAGAGAGGCGCUGACUCUUCCUGAGGAUCUACCGCACGCGAGCCAGACAGUGGAUUUGAUAGAAACCAUAUCGACUAGGACCCACGCCCUGCUGCACUUCCUGAGUGACAACUUAUCGUCAUUCGAACUUGCGUCGCGCGAUACCCAAAGUGUCCAGGCACUAAGCGAAAACAGAGUACUUGCAAGCCGAGUAGCUAUGCGUCUGACACUGCUACGAGAAGAAGGAAUGGAAGAACCAUGCAGGGUGAACUAUGAGGAUCAAGCAACAUCCAACCAGCGGUUUCGGAAUGGGAAGAAGGGUAGUUCCACCGUGCUAGUCGACUACUGGUACUACGAGGAACCUGCAUCAGAAGAAGCUUUUGUUGCGAUCAAACAUCGUGUUGCAAGAAUAUCCAAGUUACUAGCAGAGGAUAAGCCUGAUCGAUUUCGUAUCCUGCGCGGAUUGGGAUACGUACACGAGGUCCUGCACGGACGAAGAUUUGGAUUCGUUUACGAACUUCCUGCGCAGACUGAAAUUUGCACAUUGGCUGACCUGAUGAGAAGUAUGAAGAUGGUUCCGCUCCAAGUGCGGAAGAGGCUCGCGGCGGUUAUUUGCGACGCUGUUCUAGAUCUGCAUGCCAUUGGAUGGUUUCACAAGGCCAUACGAUCCGACAACAUUCUCAUUUUCAAAAACGCAGACUCCGCCGGGAAGGGCCAGCCUGAUUACGAGAGGUACAUGCAAUACGACCUAGUCAAUCCAUAUUUGGCAGGGUUCGAUUGUUCGCGGCCUGCCGAUGCUGAGACAUGGACGGCGACGGACUUCUCAUACAAGAACAACAUUUACAGGCAUCCUGAUCGAUGGGGAAGGCCGCGAGGAUUCGAGCGGCACCAUGAUGUCUAUGCGCUGGGUGUGCUCUUGCUGGAGGUUGGUCUCUGGAAGGCGCUGCCGAGCUUGGACAAGAAACGCAGAGAAUUCACUCACAUUCAGCAGCCGGAAAGCUUUCGUGACCUUCUUUUAGGCCCUAUCUGCGCCAGUGUUGCCCAUGCGGCUGGAUCAAGAUACGCAAGCGCUGUACGAUCUUGCAUAAGACCAAGAGAUUGGAAGAAAUAUGAGAACUGGGAGGCACAGUCUAUAAUUCGCGAGGAAGUUCUGUCUCUACUCUCAUGA